AUCAGUAAUCAGUUAUAAGUGAGUCUUCACAUGUCUUAUCACAUUAAUGUUAUCGUCGUUUUAGUGACAAUCUUUGACCAUAUUAUCUUAGACACUUGUCCGUACCAUACUCAGAAGAUACUUUCAAACAAUUUCGUAACGAAAAAAAUUAGGAGUGCAUUCAAGAAGUAAAAUAUUAUAAAACCUAAAAAUGCUUAUAAAAGCCAAAACAUGCCUUUGUUGAGCUAGAAAGUUCAAUUUAUGAAAAAUAUUCUUACAGCAACUUUGCGUGUAGCUGGUUCCCUACAAAAAUCCACCGAAGUAAUGCAGGCAAUGCAAAAUUUGGUACGCUAUCCGGAAUUGGCUGGCAUAAUGCGUGAUAUGUCCAAAGAAAUGAUGAAAGCGGGUAUUAUUGAAGAAAUGCUUGAAGAAACUAUGGAAUCCCUGGAGGAGACUGAGGAAAUGGAAGAGGAGGCUGCCAAGGAAGUCGAUAAAGUUUUGUGGGAAAUCACAAAUGGUAAAUUGGGUGAAGCUCCCCUACCACCCGAUGAGUUGACUCCCGCUGAACAACAAAAAGUACCAGCUGCUGCUGUUGCAGUCACCGCAGAUGUGGGUGAUGAUGAUGAUGAAGAAGAUGACCUACAGGAAAUGCAAUCACGUUUGGCUUCGUUGCGGUCGUAAGAAAAAAGCUAAGCAUUAUUGAAUCGUCGUGUACUUUUUAUAAAAUUUAUCAUUUAAUUUGUCCAUUAUUUUAUUAAAUGGUUUUUAUUUAAAAUGAUAUAUUUUAUUUAAAUUAAUUGUAUUUUUUAAGUUUAUAUUUUAUUUGUUAAUUUUUUUUUUAUAAAAUUCUGGUAUUAAUAAUUUUAACUCUGUUUAAAAUUCAAUCUUUUCUUUCAUAUAUUAAGUAUUUAAUAUCUUUUGAUAGUGUAAAAAACCUGAAUAAAUAUUUAUUUAAAAAAA
This is a messenger RNA of Lucilia sericata (common green bottle fly), 939 nucleotides long. Its product is annotated as charged multivesicular body protein 3-like. Gene Ontology annotation, cellular component: ESCRT III complex; multivesicular body. The transcript has a single exon. Bases 241 to 660 code for a protein of 139 amino acids. Gene Ontology annotation, biological process: endosome transport via multivesicular body sorting pathway; protein transport; late endosome to vacuole transport. NCBI's taxonomy places the organism in Eukaryota, Metazoa, Arthropoda, Insecta, Diptera, Calliphoridae. The record is from RefSeq and is a predicted model, not a curated record.